Pieris macdunnoughi is the source of this 288-nucleotide messenger RNA. The record is from the annotation of a GenBank genome assembly. NCBI's taxonomy places the organism in Eukaryota, Metazoa, Arthropoda, Insecta, Lepidoptera, Pieridae.
AUGGAGCGCUACACGAAUGAACAACGCAUUCUCAUUGUGAAAUUGUUUUACCAAAAUGGUGAAAGUUUUGCGGCUACAGUUCGCAAAUUGCGAUCAAUUUGGGGUCACAAUAAUGCUCUAAAAGAGUCAACUGUAAAGAGAAUAAUGGAUAAAUUUGCCGAAACUGGAUCUGUUAGUGAUGUAAAGACAACAACGCGCCUUCAACCAGGUCGAUCGACCGAAAAUGUCGCAGCUGUACGUGAUGAUGUCGCUCAAACUCCAUCCACCUCAAUUCGUCACCGAGCUUAG